Oldenlandia corymbosa var. corymbosa is the source of this 1421-nucleotide messenger RNA. The record is from the annotation of a GenBank genome assembly. NCBI's taxonomy places the organism in Eukaryota, Viridiplantae, Streptophyta, Magnoliopsida, Gentianales, Rubiaceae.
AUUUUGCAGUAAAUUUUUUUAAAGAAAAUUCUAGAAAACACACAAAGAAAAAAAAAACAAACAAAAAAAAGAAAAAAAAACACAAAGGUGUCCUUUUCGCUGUGGUGGGGAGAAGACGUCGAAUUUGGUUUGGAGUUAGUCCAGUCUGUGUAUUCCUUCCUAUUGCUUCACACCAACGACGACCCUUUCUGCGUUUCUCGAAUUUUUUGUCAACUCUUCAAUUCUCUUCGAAAUUCCACCCGAGAAAUUCCUAAUCAGUUCAUUCGUAAGGAGGAAAAAUUUCGAUAUAUUUGGGAUUUGGGGGUCGCAUAAUCAGAUCUUUCCCGGCGAAUUAUUGACAUGGCUUCGAGUGGGAACAAAAGCAUCAACGCCAAGCUGGUGCUGCUUGGAGAUGUUGGAGCUGGAAAAUCCAGUCUUGUCUUACGUUUUGUGAAAGGUCAAUUUAUUGAAUUUCAGGAAUCAACUAUAGGAGCUGCCUUUUCCUCGCAAACUGUGGCUGUAGAUGAUGCAACCGUUAAGUUUGAAAUAUGGGACACGGCAGGUCAAGAGAGAUACCAUAGCCUGGCUCCAAUGUACUACAGAGGAGCUGCUGCUGCUAUUAUCGUUUAUGAUAUCACAAAUCAAGCUUCACUGGAACGAGCUAAGAAAUGGGUUCAGGAGCUUCAAUCUCAAGGUAAUUCCAACAUGGUCAUGGCCCUUGCUGGAAAUAAAGCAGACUUAGUAGAUUCAAGAAAGGUGGCUACAGAGGAAGCACAAGCUUAUGCACAGGAGAAUGGUCUUUUCUUUAUGGAAACAUCAGCAAAAACUGCUACAAAUGUCAACGAUAUAUUCUAUGAAAUAGCCAAAAGACUGCCUCGUCUACAGCCGGCGCAAAAUCCAUCUGGCAUGGUUCUCCUUAAUAGACCUCCAGCAGAGAAAGCUGCUGGUGCUUCAUGUUGUUCUUAAAUCUUCUGAGGUGGAUUAAUGCAUGUGUGACCUCACCCAAUCUUGGGUUGUAUUCUAGUAAUUGUCCACAAUAUUCUACAACUAUCCGUCCAGCUAUGUACAGAAAAUCUUGUUGAAUUAUUAUUCAAUGUCAGAUAUAAAUAUUGUGAUUUGUUUGGAAUUUUAGUUCUCAUUAUAUACUACUCCCUCCGGUCUUUAUUAUAAGGCAUUUUAAUUUUUUUUAGGUUUCAUCUAGUAAGUAUUUUUCAUUGACAAAAGAAUCUUAAAAAUAUUUCAUAAUAAUCAAAAGAACAUGACGAAUGUGAAAAUAUAUUUUUAAGAUUUUUUAUCAAUGAAAAAUAUAUAUUAGGUGAAACCUAAGACAAAUCAAAAUAUCUUAUAUUAAGUACCGAAUGGAUCAGUACUUUAGAUGUGCUUUGAAAUGCUUAUCAGAUUCGGUUUGGCUAGUCCUUUCAUUUAUUUAUUUUCGUUAUUCC